AUGAAGAAAUUGACAAUCCGUAAAAAAGCCAGUGAUUCGAAAAAGAAGCAGUCUGAGUUGUCAACUGAGGUGGGUAAUGUAACGGUAGAUGAGGUGUUGAUUGAUAGUUCUGAGUUGGUUUUAGCAAAUGUAGAUGGUAAUGCUGAUGAGGUUGAGGAUAGUAGUGAUGAUGAUUAUACAUAUGAUGAGGAACUUAGGUUGAUAGUAGAUAAGGAGGUUGAUGAACAAAACAGCAGAGACAUAUACUUUAAUGAUGAUGAACCGCAUUAUCCUACAUUCAACCCUGAGGUUGAUUUCAAGGGUAAGAUUAAUUUGUGUUUAGGCCUUAAGUUUCCUUCGACAUAUGUGCUUAGAAAAGCACUAAGGUACCAUGCUAUUGAAUGUGGUUACAAUUAUUAUUACCUGCAUAAUGGUACAAAUAGGAUAAGUGUGUAUUGCUACAACAGAUGCGAUUGCAUGAAAUCGAAAGGUAGAAUUGUGAACUGUGUUUGUGGGAAGGAGAAGAAGUGUUAUUUUAAGGUUCAUGCCAUGAAACUGAAAGACGAGGAGACAAUUCAAAUAAGGAAUGAUUGGAGGGACAAUCCAACUUGGGAAUUAAAGGCGUUUAAGAAACGGGUUAAUAGAGAGUUAGGUUGUGAAGUGAAUGAAGAGUAUAGCAGGGUGUGGGAUUAUGCGGAAGCAAUAAGGAGGUUUAGUCCAGGAAGCACUGCAAACGUUAAAUGCAUUGGAAUAGACACACCCCCACCUUUGUUCCAAAGGAUGUAUAUAUGCUUGACAGCGUGUAAGGAGGGAUUUGUUGCUGGCUGUAGGCCUAUUAUAGGUGUUGAUGGGGCACAUCUGAAGGGCAAAUUCCCUGGGGUUUUGUUGACUGCUGUAGGUAAAGAUGGGAACAAUAAUAUCUUUCCCAUUGCAUGGGCUGUGGUUGAAACAGAAAGUGUAGAAACUUGGACUUGGUUUCUAAAUCUUCUGGUAGAAGACCUUAGAUCGGUAACUGCAUCGAGUAGUUGGGUUCAAGUAGAAGUUGAAGCUUUCACCUUCAUGAGCGAUAGGCAAAAGGGUUUGGUUGAAGCUUUGAACUCAGUGGUUCCUGAAUGUGAAAUUAGGUUCUGCUGUAGGCAUAUAUGGGCGAACUUCAAGAUCAAGUUCCCUGGAGAGUUGUUCAAACAACACUUUUGGAGUGCAGCCAGAGCCUACAACAAGAAUCAUUUUGAUAGAGAAAUAAAUGUAAUAAAGAAUAUUUCUGUUGACGCAUAUGAAUAUCUAGCUGCUAUUCCUGCAAAACACUGGUCUAGGCAUGCUUUUUGUAGUAGGAGUAAGUCUGGGAUGUUGUUGAACAAUGUUUGUGAGGCAUUCAACAAUGUAUUAGUAGAAGCAAGGGGGAAGCCUAUAAUUUCUCUAAUGGAGUGGAUUAGGAGAUAUGUAAUGCAACGAAGCGCAGCCAAAAGGGAAGGGCUUAGUAACUUUGAAGGUGUGUUGAUGCCAGCUAUCACCAAAAUGAUUGAAAAACAUGCAAAAGAAAUAUACGGUUUAAGGGUAAUCCCAGUGGAUGUGUAUGAGUUUGAGGUGGAUGAUAUUGACGACUCUUACGUUGUAAACUUGGCCAACAAAACUUGCCAUUGUGGAAGUUGGGACCUAAUAGGGAUUCCUUGCAAACAUGUCGUUGCUUGUAUUGUUCUUAGAAAAUUAGAUGCCAACGACUUUGUCCACGAAGCGUAUCUCAUAGAAACGUAUCGAAAAACAUAUAGUCCAAAGUUUUAUGGUAUGCCAGGACACAAAAUGUGGCCAACAACCACUUUAGCCAAACCACUUCCUCCACCAUAUCGAAAGAUGCCUGGAAGGCCUAACAAGAGGAAGAGAAAGAAGGAAGUUGGUGAAGGUAAAGGAGGUAAGAAGGCUGUUAAAGAAUUCAAGCAACGGAGAUGUGGUAAUUGCGGUGACCUAGGUCACUAUAAAAAGGGCUGCAAGAAUCCACCUAAACCACCACCAACAAAGACCCAGUCAAAAGGUGGAAGGCCUAAAAUGGGAUCGUCUUCUACUCAACAAUCUAGCUCCAGUGGUCAACAACAAACGCAAAAUGCUGCAUCUACUUCAUGUCUAAUGGAUCAAAAUAGUCAAAUAUAG
Molecule: messenger RNA, 2121 nt
Organism: Amaranthus tricolor (Joseph's coat)
Lineage: Eukaryota; Viridiplantae; Streptophyta; Magnoliopsida; Caryophyllales; Amaranthaceae
Exons: 7
Coding region: 1-2121 (706 amino acids)
Molecular function (GO): nucleic acid binding; zinc ion binding
Source: RefSeq, a predicted model, not a curated record